This is a messenger RNA of Brassica oleracea var. oleracea, 1896 nucleotides long. Its product is annotated as serine/threonine-protein kinase Nek4. Lineage: Eukaryota; Viridiplantae; Streptophyta; Magnoliopsida; Brassicales; Brassicaceae. Gene Ontology annotation, biological process: protein phosphorylation. Gene Ontology annotation, molecular function: ATP binding; protein kinase activity. The transcript has 15 exons. The record is from RefSeq and is a predicted model, not a curated record. The coding region runs from base 46 to 1725 and encodes 559 amino acids.
UUUCUUAUUUUUAUUAGUUUUAAUAUUUGUGCGGUGUGUGCUUCUAUGUCUCUCUGUGCCUGCCUGUUUCUAGUUACCAAUCAUCUUAAUAAUUUGUUACAAGAUUCUUGUGGUGAAACUUGGAUCAUGGAGCGGUAUGAAGUUCUUGAGCAGAUUGGGAAAGGCUCCUUUGGCUCUGCUCUUCUAGUCAGACACAAACAAGAACGAAAGAAAUACGUCUUGAAAAAGAUUCGUCUUGCUCGCCAGUCUGAUAGAGCUCGCCGAUCAGCUCAUCAGGAGAUGGAGCUAAUUUCUACUGUCCGGAAUCCAUUUGUUGUGGAGUACAAAGAUUCAUGGGUUGAAAAGGGUUGCUAUGUGUGCAUCGUUAUUGGAUACUGCGAAGGCGGAGACAUGACAGAAACCAUAAAAAGAGCUUGUGGUGUUCAUUUCCCUGAAGAGAAACUCUGCCAAUGGCUUGUUCAACUCCUAAUGGCACUCGAUUAUCUGCACUCCAACCAUAUUCUUCACCGUGAUGUCAAGUGUUCUAAUAUCUUCUUGACAAAAGAGCAAGACAUACGGCUUGGUGACUUUGGCCUCGCUAAGAUUCUCACUUCUGAUGACCUUGCUUCCUCUGUUGUUGGGACUCCAAGUUACAUGUGCCCUGAGCUUCUUGCUGACAUACCUUACGGAUCAAAGUCAGACAUUUGGUCUUUGGGAUGCUGCAUGUAUGAAAUGUCUGCUCAUAAGCCUCCUUUCAAAGCUACUGAUGUGCAGACAUUGAUCAGCAAAAUACACAAACUGAUAAUGGAUCCCAUCCCUGCCAUGUAUUCCGGCUCAUUCCGAGGCCUCAUCAAAAGUAUGAUGAGGAAAAAUCCUGAACUCAGGCCAAGCGCUAGUGAGCUGCUUAACCACCCUCAUCUUCAGCCUUACAUCAGCAUGGUUUAUAUGAAGCUAGAGAGUCCCAGACGGAGCACUUUCACACCCCAGUGGUCUGAGACGAAGGAAAGAAGGCGUUCGUUUAGUGGCAAUGACAGGAGAUUGAAUCCGAGUGUAUCUGAUACAGAAGCAGGCUCUGUGUUUUCUUCUUCAGGGAGAGCAUCCCAUUCACCAAUGUUCAGUGGAAGAAGAGUCUCAGAAGUAACUGUUGGAGUCGUCAGCGAAGAGAUUGUUCCACAAAGGCAGGAAGGAGUACUCAAGAAGCAAUCUGGUGGUGCAGCAGCUAGAACCCCAAGAGUGGCCGGGACCUCAGCAAAGAGGCUUGAAACGCCGUCAAGCACUCCCCGUACCGUUGAAAUGACGAAUCCUACGGAGAGGAGAAGGAGGGCAUCUCUUCCGUUGGUCGUGGAAAACCCUUACGCUUGCGAAUCGGACAUUUCUGUAAACGCUCCAAGGUUCGACAAGAUCGUUGAAUACCCCGAAGACCUCUUCCAGGACAGAGAGACAACCCCCUCAGGAGGAGGAGCCGGGCGAUCUUCUUUUUCUUUUUCUUCGAUGACGAAAGACAAGUGUACAACUACUGUGCAGACAAGGUCAGUGUCGGAGGCAAAACAGAGAAGGUUCGACACGUCGUCGUAUCAGCAGCGCGCGGAGGCUCUGGAGGGGCUGCUGGAGUUCAGCGCAAGGCUAUUGCAGCAGGAAAGGUACGACGAGCUUGGUGUUCUCCUUAAACCCUUUGGACCCGGGAGAGUGUCUCCGAGAGAGACGGCCAUCUGGUUGACCAAGAGCUUCAAAGAAGCUUCCGUGUAGUUGUAGAUGAUCAAACAAGGCUUUCUAUUUCUAUUUGCUUGUGUUUUGUAUAAUAAAUAAAGGUUGGGGUUUAUGGGCCUGGAUAAAAGUUGUGUUGGGCCACUUUUUAAUUGUGAAUGUUUUGGGAAAUAGUAGUAAAAUGUGUGGGGUCGUUUCGUAAAGAUUAAUAAA